This is a messenger RNA of Drosophila kikkawai, 2322 nucleotides long. It is a transcript of the gene Hpr1, whose product is annotated as THO complex 1-like protein Hpr1. Gene Ontology annotation, molecular function: protein binding. Lineage: Eukaryota; Metazoa; Arthropoda; Insecta; Diptera; Drosophilidae. Gene Ontology annotation, biological process: mRNA export from nucleus; signal transduction; regulation of DNA-templated transcription elongation. Gene Ontology annotation, cellular component: THO complex part of transcription export complex. The record is from RefSeq and is a predicted model, not a curated record.
UCGAAAAGUUGUCAUCGCUGCUUUGUAAAACCAAAACAUAAAAUUCUUAAAUUUUAUUGCUGUUAUUUUUUGCAGAUUAUUGUUAAAAAUAGAAUGAGCACCGCUAUCGAAGUGGUGGACAAGGCUCCGGCGAAGUUCGCCAAUUACUUUGCCCUUGAGGCGGCAUUCAAGGAUGCCUUGGAAAAGGCCAUCCAGCAGAACAGCGUGGAGCUGCUGGUCACGGCUUAUAACAGUUUCAAGGCUAACUCCGAGCACGACAAGCGCCUACCCAUGGAUCAGGCAUUCCGAGUGCUGCUGAUGAAGCGUCUGGACGAGGACGUACAGAACAUUGGCGAUCUAGUGCGCCUCUCUGUGAAGGCCACACGCGCCGAGAUAGUUUCCACCACCAUUCCCGUGGUGCUGCUCAUCGACACGUUCGACGUGGUCACUCUGGACAAGUGCCAGGAGAUCUUCCGCUUUGUCGAGGAGCUGGUGGAGGUAUGGAAGGAGGAGAUCUUCUUUGCCUCGUGCAAAAACAACAUCCUGCGCAUGUGCAACGACCUGCUGCGUCGCCUGUCCCGAACCCAGAAUACCGUCUUCUGCGGUCGCAUCCUGCUCUUCCUCUCCAAGUUUUUCCCCUUUUCGGAGCGAUCGGGUCUAAACAUCGUCUCGGAGUUUAAUCUGGACAACUUUACGGAGUAUGGGCUGGAUAGCAAGGACAGUCAGGACGACAAUGACAAGGAGCUGGAGGACACGGCCGAAGACAUACCCCUUAAGAUUGACUACGAUCUGUACUGCAAGUUCUGGUCGCUGCAGGACUUCUUUCGUAAUCCCAAUCAGUGCUACAACAAGGCACAGUGGAAGAUGUUCCAGAUGCAUGCCGAGAACAUCCUGCAGUCAUUUUCCAGCUUCAAGCUGGAGGAUGUGCGUUCUAGUGGCAGUGACAACGCCAGCGAUGCUGGUAGCCAGUCGAUGGACAUUGAUGUCGAGACCACAGACCCUGCAGCUGUAGCGACCGCCGUGAUCAAGGCAAAUCACUUUUUCGCCAAGUUCCUGACCAAUCCCAAGCUACUGGCCCUUCAGCUCUCCGACUCCAAUUUCCGCCGUGCUGUCCUGGUGCAGUUUCUCAUUCUCUUUCAGUAUCUGCAAGUCACCGUUAAGUUCAAGAUAGAAACCUAUACCUUGACUAGCGAUCAGGCUGACUUUAUAAAGGACACAGAACCCCGCGUUUACAAGUUGUUGGAGGAGACACCGCCGUAUGGCAGGCGGUUUGCUCGCACUGUCCACCACAUGCUGAUACGGGAGGAGAUGUGGAAUAACUGGAAAAACGAUGGCUGCAAGGAGUUCAAGAAGCCGGAGGAGCCGGUCGCAAGUGAGGAGGAAGUGAAGCCACCACCGACUAAGAAGCCCAGGCGUCCCUUGGGCGAUUCUCUGCGCGAUGCUGCUCGCAACGGCAAGUUCUUUUUGGGCAACGACAAUUUGACCCGCCUGUGGAACUACUCUCCGGAUAACUUGCAGGCAUGUAAGAGCGAGCAGCGUAACUUCCUGCCAUUACUGGAGACCUACUUGGAGACGCCGCACGACAAGGUCGACCCUGGCUUUGAAUGGCGAGCUUUGCGGCUGCUGGCUCGCCAAACGCCACACUUCUUUACCUCGCUGUCGCAGCCGUCAAGCAAGACCUCCGACUAUUUGGAGCAGGUGCGCAAGCGUCUUAUUCGUGACAAGGAACCGAAGCCGGUGGUUAUGACCUCAAGCCACUCCUUGGAGCACAAUAAUGGCCUGGCAGCCAACCAUGGCCAUACGGAGAGCGUGAACUUCGCUACAGAGUCACCAGAAUCGCCGGCUGAGGCAGAGCCAGAUCUCGAGGUUGAUGAUACGGAGCAGGUGGUGGAUGAAGCGUUUGAGCCCGCAGCCUAUGAGAAGCCUUUAAUGGUCACAAAAGAGCAUAUCGAAGAGGUGGCCCCACUGAUCGGCGAGCCCUGGAUGAAGGUGGGAAAGAAAAUUGGAUUCAGCAAUGAUGAGCUGCUUUACUUCCAAAUGGAGAACCCCGCCGCCAACUUGGCGUGCAUUAAAAUGCUGACCAACUGGAUCUCCGAGGACGAUGAUGACGCCACCCUAGACAACUGGGCGUACAUGCUCGAAGGCUUGGAAAUGAACAAGGCUGCCGAGGCAGUGAAGGCCAUUAUUGAGCGCGAGAGGUCAGGAUCAACCGCGGCGGUGCAGGCCGCGGUAAGUGCUUCUGAUGACAACGACGUUGAGGUGCUGUCCGACUAGCACAUCCAUACCCAGAACCCACUACACAUUCGAUUCUUUUCAAUCAUUAAACUUCUUUAUCACAAGUAA